UACUAUCGUAGUCCCACUUUUGAACCGAACAAACUCGGGGGAAAUGAAUGCAUCCCCUGAUGCACCAGAUGCUUGUUUCAGCUGCGCAAAAUUGUACCGGGAAGUGUGUUCACUCGAACACCUCAAUGUUUAUCGAGGGCCAGUAAGAUCUCUGUCAAGGUGGGUUUCUCCCGCAGGUUUAGAGCAUCAAAUAUACGUCGACCCUCUGAGCCGAGAUUCAAACGCAAAAGCUUUAAAGUGUCCUCCGUUUUCAGCGUCACGGAUGGAUUGAGAACUGGUAGCACAGAAAUACAGUCUGAAAAACCUCUUUUCCAGUCUUCCCAGCAUUCUGCAUUUGGGGUAACCGCAGAGCCAGUCCAGCACGGUGAAGGUGCAGUAGCAUGCAAAGACAUCGGUAACACGCGACGCCAAUUUGUUUUAUCCCGAAAAAGCAGCAGACCAGAGCAGCACCGGAACGUAUGUAUGGAAAAACUGUGUGUACAUACGCGCGUUACAAUUAAAUCGAUAGGCGUUCGAAUUGCAAUCAAUCAAAUGCAAGAGCACAUGACUG
Messenger RNA from Dicrocoelium dendriticum, 550 nucleotides. Lineage: Eukaryota; Metazoa; Platyhelminthes; Trematoda; Plagiorchiida; Dicrocoeliidae. The record is from the annotation of a GenBank genome assembly.